GGAGGAGAAGGGAUGGAGAAGCAGGGUUGAAGAGCAAAAUGUUCAAAGGAUUCACGUGGGAGGAGAAGGUGGGAUUGUGCAGGAGAAGGGGGAAGUGGAGUGUGAGGAAGAGUAGGGACACGGAGGAGGAAGAGCAGGAAGAGGAAGCAGCACAAGGUUCCACUCUCCCUGUAUGUGCUGUCCCAGGAGUGUUGCCCUGAUCACAGUCAGCAGGGGCUGAAUCUUUCUGUUCUGUAGGAGGGUUUGGCUGAAUCUUGAUGUUUGAUUAGUUUUUGAUCUGUCUCUUGAUGUUCAGAGGAUGUUUGGGCUGAAUCUUGGUGUUUUGGUUUGUUAAAGACACAAGCUUCCCAAAGACUUCCUGAGAUGAACUUUGGAAGAAGGAGGCCCCAGUCCAAGGCGCUCUCCUCUUGUUUUUUCCCCCAAGCCAGGAUUUUAUUUUCCCAAGCUGUGGCCAGAUGGAGGAGAAAAAACUUUGGAGAUGCCACACCAGGAGGAGCUGCAGACCGAGCCCAGGGAGCUGCGAGGAGGAAAGAUCCCCCCAGUGCCAGGAACACGGCCAGAGAUCCAGCCGGAGCUCAGAGCUGUGGGAGAAGCCCCACAAGUGCUUGGAAUGUGGGAAGGGCUUCAGCUACAGGUCCAACCUGCACCGGCACCAGGUGAUCCACACUGGGGAAAAGCCCUACGAGUGUGGGGAAUGUGGGAAGAGCUUCAGCCAGAGCUCCAGCCUGCGGAAACACCAGAGGAUCCACACUGGGGAAAAACGCUAUGAGUGUGGGAAAUGUGGGCAGAGCUUCAGAAAUAUCUCUGACCUGAUGAGACACCAGGUGAUCCACACAGGGGAACGGCCCUACACCUGCUUGGAAUGUGGGAAGAGCUUUGGGAGGAACUCUGACCUGAGAAAACACCAGCGCAUCCACACUGGGGAGAGGCCCUACGAGUGUCCCCAGUGUGGGAAGAGGUUUCAGUGCAGCUCCACUCUCAUCAGACAUGAGUGGAUUCACACAGAGGAGAGGCCCUUCCGCUGCCCCGACUGCGGGAAGGGCUUCCAGCAGAAUUCCACCCUUAUCAGGCACCAGCGCAUCCACACUGGGGAGAGGCCCUACGAGUGUCCCCAGUGUGGGAAGAGCUUCUCACGGAGCUCUCACUUGACCCGACACCAACGGAGGCACCAGUAAGGGAAGCCCUGCGAGUGCCCCGAGUGCGGGAAGAGCUUCGUGCGCUGCUCCAGCUCCAUCCCCCAUGGGAGGAUGGGCGUUGGAUGAUCCCCAGUGACCCCCGUUGGGCAGAGCCCUGGUGAUCCGUGGUCCUGGUGAUGCGUGUUGGGAAGACACCUGGCUGGGAGGCUCCACAUCUUCCUGGCUCCCUGUGGGCACCUGGAUGAAAGCAGGGGAAUGGAAAUUCAACAGGAUACAGAAUGACAAUGGGAAUUGUUGACUUUCAAUCCUUGGAACCUUUUGCCUCAGGAGCUGUGUGGGCAGAGAAAAGGGGGUGACACUGGGCUUGGGGGCUCUGAGGGGAGCACACUCGCUCUGUGGGGGGGAGG
Cyanistes caeruleus (blue tit) is the source of this 1543-nucleotide messenger RNA. Lineage: Eukaryota; Metazoa; Chordata; Aves; Passeriformes; Paridae. The record is from RefSeq and is a predicted model, not a curated record.